Messenger RNA from Ostrea edulis (European flat oyster), 2671 nucleotides. RefSeq lists its product as uncharacterized. Bases 550 to 2415 code for a protein of 621 amino acids. Lineage: Eukaryota; Metazoa; Mollusca; Bivalvia; Ostreida; Ostreidae. The record is from RefSeq and is a predicted model, not a curated record. The transcript has 17 exons.
AAAUAGACUCCUGAUGAGGCAGAUUUGCAUGCAGGUAAAUUUCAAUCUAUUGAUCUAUCGAAUCAAUCAAUUCAAUACCAUAACCUUGUAUCACACAGCUGUAACACUUCUGAUUCGUGUAUAGUCAAGUGAUUGUUGAGGUACGUGGCUGAUGGGAGACAUAUCUUUUCUUUUCUAACCUCCACAUAAAUUGCGUGAUGCAACCUUCAAGAAAUACAUACAUGACAUAUCGUAACUUUAUAUGAUUUGCACCACGAGCCGGAACGAAAAUGAAAAAUAGAGGACAUUCCGAGAGGCAACCUCCUACGAUCACUCUGUAAUAUCGGCUGUGCGUAUUGCCGCACCCUUUAAUGUUGGCUGAUGUUUGAUCAGGUGUUCUAUGAAUGACUACCCUCACUCGACUGACUUGCACGCAUCGAAGUACAGUCAGUAGUCUAGCUAACCCAGCGAACAACCAUUGUUGACCGAGGCGAAGCCUCAGAGAUGGUAUCAGGCAAAUCUACGAUUAGUCUGUUUACCUGAGCAAGAUAGAUAACUCAAGAUUAAGAAAUGGGUUGUAUUUCUACAAAGACUGUCAUUUCCGAUGACACAGAUGAUCUCAACAUUCCAGAUGUACAUAGCCAACCCUCAAGAUAUCAUCUCAACACUCCAGAUGUACCAAGAGAACAAAGAUAUCAUCUCAACACUCCAGAUGUACCAAGAGAACAAAAAUAUCAUCUCCACACUCUAGAUGUACCAAGACAACAAAGAUAUCAUCUCAACACUCCAGAUGUACCAAGACAACAAAAAUGUGUUCUAGAAUUUCAAGAUACGUUGAAUCCAUGCAGUGAUGGAAGCUUACUCAGUACUCUAGCCCCUUCAGAUACGUUGAGUCAAUGCAGUGGUGGAAGUUUACUCAGUGUUUUCGAAUCUCAAGACACGUUAAGUCAAUGCAGUGAUGGAGUUUUACGCCGUACUCUAGCCCCUUCAGAUACGUUGAGUCAAUGCAGUGGUGGAAGUUUACUCAUAUUAAAACUUCCUGGAACAUCUUUAGAGACAGAACCUGUGUUUGAAAAGGAGGAAAUAUUACCUGAAUUUUAUACAUGGCUGAACGAUAAGUACAAGGACAUAAAAGUCGUUCGGUUAUACAUUGGAAAACAAGACCUUGGGCAAAACGGAUCUACAAAAGAUGUUAUAGUAUUAGUCCUUGACGGUUUCAGUGUUAUUAAAGAGGAUGCAUAUGAACAUCGGAGAAUCACAUUUCCUAUCAUUUGUAAACUUUGGAAGUUUCUGCCAGUGGAGGAAUUGAUCAGUAGUCCUGAUCCAUUUUCGAACUCCGAAUUCCCAACAAAAGUAGAAUUAUGCAUUCAGAGUAUAUCAAAAAGUCUUUUUAAAGAACAUUCAAACCUGGAAAGUAUCAGUGCAUCUUUUUAUCGCUUGAAGGAUAUUGGAGAAGAAAAGAAACGUCUACCUGAGCUUUGCAUUGUGUUGUACUGCUCUUGUAAAGGUGUUGUACCGCUUCACGAACAAGAAUUUCCAAAAAUUAUCAAAGGAAUAAAGACUGAUGUUAGAGAAGGUUUCUUUCACUUGUUUGGAAUUGAUGAUUUUUUCAAGAGAUCAACAGACGUUCUCAAUCCAUUAAUGAUGGGUGCAAGCAUUAGUAAAAAGGAUGAUAAUAAUGGAGGUACCCUCGGAGGAUUCGUCACCUUGGAAAAUGGGGAUAUAGGAUUCAUAACUUGUGCACACGUGUUCUUCGAUCUGUCAGGUCAAUGUGAUCCAUCAGCUAAGUUUGAUAUUGUGCAACCAUCUUAUGGUUAUUUGAAUACCAAUACAGUAUGUGGUACCCAUGCAAGAUCGUGCUUCCCGACAUCUCAGUCAGAUAUCAAUGCUUGCACCAUUGACGCAGCACUCGUUAAACUAACAGACCGUGUUCCCGAAAGAGGAUUAUUUGCCGAUCUUACUGUAGAUAACUUAAAGGAGAAUGGAUAUAGCAUAGAUAACCUCCCCGAAUAUAGUACAGCGGAUAUUCGUGAUAGUGAAGAGGCUGGACGUCUGAUGUUGCCUUGUGUCAAAUGGGGAGCAAAAACUGGAUUUACAAGAGGCAUGCUUCGUUUGGCGGGAACCGCUGUCAGGUGGACCAAUGAGUCGAUUAAUCUUGGCAACCCGUCCUCUCAGUGCUCAUUCAUAUUCAAUAAACAACUUGAGAUACAGGGAAUAGGUGGUACGUCAUUUGCUCUUCCGGGAGACUCUGGGGCUCUUGUUUUUCAGCUGGAUCCAGCAAAGAAAGAAAACGAAGAUCAUCAGUUACAUUGUAUUGGUAUGGUUGUGGGUGGCAUAUCGGCUGGGAAAACAAUUGUCACGCCUAUCAGACCUAUUCUUGAGGCUCUGAAUGUAAAACUGCACAAGUUUUCUCAAGAAAAAAUGGAUGAUUCCUAGCUGACAUAUCAGCAUUCAAUCCACCCAAGUCUUGAAACGCCUACCACAACACUAUAUCUCUCAAGAAGCUGGGCUUCGCCAUUAUGUUUUGAAGUUGCCCUGCUUUAAACCGUUUUGAAUGGUACUAAUGCAAUAAAGCAUACCCGUGUAUACUCCAAAAGACUUGUACAGUUAUUUUCCUUUAUAUGUAAUUCAUAUUUCCUUGUUACAAAUUCGUGAAAUUUGAAUUUUUACAAUAAAAACUCUGUUAUAUGUA